AUGGCCUACCUUCCGUGUACCUUGCUCUGUGGAAGUGCUGGGCCGGGGCUCUGCUGGCGCCAGGGAAGCUGCGCAGGACGGGCCGUUCAGGCGCAGCUGGACGCGGGGCGGGAGGCGCUGCUGGGGGUGUCGCGCAGGGUGGGUUCCUCGGGGCAUGAGGCGGAGGCGGGUGGAAGGAAGUUCGGGAUCGGGGCAAGGACGGGCAGGGGAGGGCGGAGGCGGCGCGCCUGCCCCGCGGCCGAGGGGCGUCUGCGUGAGUGGGCGGGCGCUGACGGGCGCUCUCUGCCGCAGCUGCUGGAGGAGAACGACCAGCUCAUCCGGUGCAUCGUGGAGUACCAGAGCAAGGGCCGCGCCACCGACUGCGUGCAGUACCAGCACAUCUUGCACAGAAACCUUAUCUAUUUAGCUACAAUUGCUGAUGCAGCUCCACCCAGCAGCCAGAAGACUGUAGACUGACUGCACCUGCGUGAACAGUGACG
Molecule: messenger RNA, 479 nt
Organism: Tinamus guttatus (white-throated tinamou)
Lineage: Eukaryota; Metazoa; Chordata; Aves; Tinamiformes; Tinamidae
Source: RefSeq, a predicted model, not a curated record